CUGCAAACCCAAUAGUGUGGACAGGAGCAGGCACCAGGAAUAUUGCACGAGAGACCUCUAGGUUUACUGGAUGGUUUACUGCAAGUUAUUUUUAGGUUCUUUACUGAUCUUCCGCAGUCGUGAUUACUUGUGACUGAUCAUUUUUCAUCCUUAAACCUUUUUUACCGGAGUAUUAAUUGACAACGCACACUUGACGGGAGCACUGAAGGGUAGAGCUGGCUCCGAUUGUAACAAAAGUCUUUCCGUCUGUUUCACGGACGUUACCCUUCUCGCUAUUGUCUAGAGUUGGUGUCUUGACGUGAUUUUUCACUGGAAGAGCCAUGAGUUCGUCUAUGAAGACAAUGGUGCUAGGCCAGCGGGUGGGCGACCACAGCAGUUUUGACCUCAUCCAAAAUCGGAUUGAUUCAUUGAGUGGCAAGAUGGACAAGCUUAUCAACCUUCAAGAGAAGGUCCUUUUUCGUUUGGAUGCCAAGUCCAGUGGUAUUGAAAAGGAUGAAAAGGAGAACGGUCAGUCGCAGGGACAAGACGUCAAGGAGAUAUACCAGGAAAUGAGCACCAUCAUGUCGGCGGUCCACCAGCGCUCAGAGAUUCACGCUCAGAAGUUGGAGGGAAUGGAGAAACUGGUCCUCAGCAUGCAGCAGGUGAUCAGCUUCAUCGGGGAGACGGUCAAGAGCUCCAGAGUUAUGGAGCUCAUGUUCAAAGGUCCUACCGCGAGCAAGGGUAACAAAGGAAAGCAAGUCCCAAAGAGGAAAUCAUCAGACACAAUUAAAAAGCCGGAGAAGAAAACUACCUCUAACAAAGCCCAAAAGGGGAAUGCAGAGAUAGCCGCUGUUUGCGAGCCAGCUACGCUACCGUCAUCUCACAGGACAAAGUUCCACGGACCAAAGCAUUUCCUCGCCGCUCGCAAAUGUGGAAGCCUCUUCCAGGACCACAGUAAAGAUGGUGCAGAGAAGACCUGUUUGACGCCCACAGCCCAAAAGACGAUGAAGCCCCCAGACACACCAGCUAUCUCAUUGAAGAAGCAGGAGCUGCUUCGAGAAGAGGUGCAGAAACUCAACAGGGAGAAUGCAGAGAAGUCAGCUCAGCAGCUUAGCGCCGUGUUUUUGAAUCCGGAAGCCGACGUUCCCGACCCCGACUCUGACAGCGGCCUGCGGGAAGAUUCCCGAAGCUCCCAAGAGGAGGGGCUUGGCGCUGAAGGCGAUGAGGAAAAGGUGGCUGACGAAGAUGUGGACGUUACCGAGGAGGUGCUUCAUGUGCGGGAAGUAGUUGAGGAGGAGGUCGAAGAGGAAUAUGAGGAGGAGGAAGAAGAGGUGGAGAUAGAGGUGGAAGAAGAAUCCUCCGAGUCGGACAAUCAAAACGAACAAACAGAUGCAAGUGACGACUGUGAGGCCACUUGCCCACCUUCCAAAACCGAGACGGACCCUACGACGGAGCUCUGCGUCGCCACCGGCUCCUUUGAGACCGAAGAAGUUGUGGGGGUGGAAGAAUACACCAACGUCCUGGAGGUUGAGGAGGAAGAGCACCAGGAGCAGGAGGAGAAUAAGGAGCAGAAUAAGGAGGACGAGCCGGAGCAGGAGCAGGAGCAGGAGCAGGAGGAGGAGGAGGAGGAGGAGGAGGACUGGGCCGUCUUCCGGGCGGAUGGGGUUGAGUUCCAGUUUGACCUGAGAGAGAGGUUGGCGCAAGAGAGGAAGAAAAUCAAAGCCGAGACUAAGGAACAACAAGAACCCGGGGAUGUAAAACAAUACUUGAUCGACACGACUCCACCGCCGGCAGCGCCGUUCGAUCACCGCGUCGUGUCUGCCAAGCCCAACCAGAUCAGCAACUUCUACACCAUCAACUGGCAGGAGGUCCUAGGCGGGGGUCGUUUUGGCCAAGUGCACAAAUGUGUUGAAAACUCAUCUGGUCUGACGUUGGCGGCCAAGGUCAUCAAGGCCAGGUCCCAGAAAGAAAAGGAGGCGGUGAAGAACGAGAUCCAGGUCAUGAACAAUCUGGACCACGCCAACCUGAUCCAACUGUACGCCGCUUACGAGUCCAGGAAUGACAUCAUCCUCGUGCUUGAAUAUGUCGGAGGGGGCGAGCUGUUUGACAGGAUCAUCGACGAAAACUACACGUUAAUGGAGCUGGACGCCGUGGUGUUCAUCAGGCAGAUCUGUGAGGGCCUGCAGCACAUGCACAAAAUGUACAUCCUCCAUUUGGACUUAAAGCCGGAAAACAUCCUUUGCGUAAGCAGAGUCACUAAUAAAAUCAAGAUCAUCGACUUUGGCCUGGCUAGAAUAUACAAACCCAGGGAGAAGCUACGCGUCAAUUUCGGUACUCCGGAGUUUCUGGCCCCUGAAGUGAUCAACUACGACUUUGUGUCAUUUAAUACAGACAUGUGGAGCCUUGGCGUCAUCACCUACAUGCUUCUGAGCGGCCUCUGUCCUUUCCUGGGCGACGACGACAACGAGACGCUCAACAACAUCUUGGCCUGCCAGUGGAACUUCGAAGAGCAAGAGUUUGUGGACACGUCUGAAGAGGCCAAAGACUUCAUCACCAGACUCCUGGUUGUCAAUAAAAGUUGGAGGAUGGGAGCGUCCGAGGCACUGAGACAUGCUUGGCUGUCUGACGCUAGUCUUCAUCACAAACUUAAUACCAAGGGCGCCAGUGUGGCACGAUGGCUCGCAGCUGUGGUGUGGCCACUCCGGACCAAGCCUCCUGACCCCCCCUGGCACGAGCGUCAUGUCACCACCGUCGAAAUCAGUGAAAGUGUGGCUCGUAGCGCCGUGUGCUAUCUAUCUUUUGUCUGUUUGACAUGCAAAAGGUUAAAACCAUUUGGUUUAGUUGGGAUUCAUAAGAUAAACACACUUUUGACUGUAAUCUACCCAAACAUCCCUGAUUAAAAUCAUUAUCUAGCUGGAUUGAACAUGCGUUAACGUGUAUGUGAGCCUCACUUGGUGUGUCAGCAUUGCUUUGAAUGUAGACUGCACAUCGUUCUGCUGGUGUUCAACCUCACUUAAGGCGUAAGCACGUGUUCCGUGUUCCGUGUUCCUCCAUGACAGCUGCAACAUGAUUCAGCUCAUGUCUUUUGUAACAUUGUCCCCGACAGCAUAUACUGUAGGUACCUUUUUUUUUUUUUUUUUUGACAAAUAAGAACUAUAUCAGUUCCAUGUGGUGUUAUGUUGUUGGUGUUUGCGCACUUUAUAAUGGUAUUUAUAUAUGAAUAAUAAUAAUUUAGUUGAGAAGCUUCUGUAGGUUUCACUGGUCUGUUUCUACUUUACAAGAAAAAUAUGUCUUAUCAGCUUUCAUUCUGUGUCAGUGCAUUUUGUUCAAUGUGUUUUUUUAAAUCUACUAAAAAACGGUACUGUAUGCCUGCACUGUCAAGCCACCUUGGUUCCACUUUGCCGUUAGAAGCUUAUUUUUCGCCGGCGCCACGUGAUGGAGUCGCCUUCUGUGAAGGUUCACUGUAUAACUGAAAGAACACACUACCUACCUACUGUUGCCUAAUAAGUGACUUUAAAUGUCAUAAUGUAUGUUUGGAUUGUUGAAUAGGUUACUCUCACGCGAUUUGGCAUGUUUUUUUUUUCUUGUUUUUGUUGAGUGCAUACACCCAUUAAACUGAUACAUUGUCUUCAA
Phyllopteryx taeniolatus (common seadragon) is the source of this 3612-nucleotide messenger RNA. RefSeq names its product myosin light chain kinase family, member 4a (gene mylk4a). The record is from RefSeq and is a predicted model, not a curated record. NCBI's taxonomy places the organism in Eukaryota, Metazoa, Chordata, Actinopteri, Syngnathiformes, Syngnathidae. The coding region runs from base 321 to 2879 and encodes 852 amino acids. Gene Ontology annotation, biological process: protein phosphorylation; positive regulation of apoptotic process; intracellular signal transduction. The transcript is spliced from 14 exons. Gene Ontology annotation, molecular function: ATP binding; protein serine/threonine kinase activity. Gene Ontology annotation, cellular component: cytoplasm; nucleus.